Messenger RNA from Neurospora tetraspora, 408 nucleotides. RefSeq lists its product as uncharacterized. The coding region runs from base 1 to 408 and encodes 135 amino acids. NCBI's taxonomy places the organism in Eukaryota, Fungi, Ascomycota, Sordariomycetes, Sordariales, Sordariaceae. The transcript is spliced from 3 exons. The record is from RefSeq and is a predicted model, not a curated record.
AUGGAGACCAGAAGUGGGCGCGCUACCGAUGAGUUGCUGAUGCUUGUGCUGUGGGUGGGGGAAACGGGUUGCUUCAGUAGCUUGUCCCGUCGUUCCCGUCGCGAUGCCGGGCAGUGGGGAGAUGGGGAGAGGCAAGGCAACGAAGGCAAUGAAUCCGGAUACCUGCGAAUGCGUGGACUGUUUCUUUGUACCGUAGCCGCGUCGGACCGUUGGAUGUUGGUGGCACUUUCACAGGCACCGCAGCGCAUUCCUCAGCUCCAGCUGAGACUCAAAGAGCACUCCAGCUGCAGUCGCGGUUUCCAGGCUGCUGGCGUUCAAUGCGUGGUCGGCUCGCGGAGAGUUCCAUCACUUCAGUUCACAGUUCCUCGCGGUUGGCGGCCUUGCGGAAGGAUCACAGUGGGAAAAUGA